GAGGCGGAACAGAAUCCGAAGGAUCAUGCACGUGUCGAGGAUCUUGCUUCUCAUCGUGGCGUUGGCUACACCCGCCGCCGUACACGCGCGCGCCAUGGACGUAGAUGAAUGGCCGUCGACAGAGAGUGAUCACACAAAACUACAGGUUGUGCUUCCCGAGAAACUAAUGAAGAAGGACGGAUAUGCGCACAAGGACGCGUUGUUCGGCUACCCUGCGUAUUCAAUGGGCUCGCUUCAAACGCAACUGGUGUACACUAAAGAGUCCGGCUGCGAGGAGAUCAAGAACGACGCCUGGGAGCCGCCUUUUGCUCUCAUGCUGGACCGUGGAGACUGCCAUUUUGUAGAGAAAGUGCGUCGUGCUCAACACGCCGGCGCACGUGCCGUGCUCAUCGCAGACAACAAGUGUCUGUGUACCGACGUGGAAUGUUUGCGUGAGACCGGCGAUGAUUUCUGCGAAACAGUGCUUCCCUUCAUGGCGGAUGACGAGUCGGGUGGAGAUAUCUCGAUCCCCAGUAUGUUGAUCCGGAAGAGCGACGGUGAUGCUAUCAAGCGCGAGAUCGCACAGAGCAAGGGAGUCAGCAACGUUAUGGUCAAGUUUGACUGGGGUAUUCCUUCUCCUGAUGGCCGUGUGGAGUGGACGCUGUGGCAAAGCGCUUGGGAUGACCAGUCGUUGUCAACGGUAGCCAAUCUGGAGGCGAUGGUUAUUGCGUUGGGUGACCGUGCCUUCUUCACGCCGCACUUCGUGUCCUACAACGGCACUAAAGUAGGCUGCCACGACGAUAGCGACCCCAGCACAUCAGCUUGUGGCAACAUGUGUCUGAACAACGGUCGCUACUGUCUACUGGACCCUUCACCUUUCCAUGACCGUUCAACUGGCGCAUCAGGAGCUGACGUGGUGCUGGAGAACUUGCGUCGCAAGUGUAUCUGGAAAUUGGAGAGCAAGACGGACCCGGGUGUUGGGUUGAAGUGGUGGAAGUAUGUAAAGGCAUCCGGUGAAGCUUGCGGAAAGGAUGAGAACAUGUUCCGUGAGCGAUCAUGUGCUGAUAAGGUUAUGAAGAAGCUGGGUAUCGACAUCAAGGCCGUCGAGGAGUGCAUGCAGCCCUAUGGUGUUAAUGUGGACGAAGUGAACCCAUUGCUUGAGGAGGAACUCAAGGAACAGACGGCUCUUCAGCUUCUGCGGCUACCAGCGCUGUACGUGGAUGGAGUUCACGCUCGUGGUCGCGUGGAUCCCACUAGUAUUUUGGGAAUGGUAUGCGCCGGAUACGGUGUUCACGACCCGCCUGAAGUCUGCUCAUGUGCUAGCCAGUCGUCAGUGGGUCUGUUGGACUGUGUUAAGGUGGGAAGUCUCGCGAAUGCUGCAGCAAUUACGGGCAACGGCGGCUACUCCUUCACGUCGCUUGUGGUUGUGCUACUUGCAUUCGUGGGCAUCGUGGCUGCGGGUGGCUUUGUGUACUGGCGCCGUACUCAGCGCCACAUGCGUGACCAGGUGCGCAGCAUUUUGGCCGAGUACAUGCCGCUUGAGGAUCAGACUAUGGACGAUGAAUAUGAUUUGGAAGAUGAGAGAUCACGAAUGCUGCAUCCGGCAGAACGUGCUGCUGCUAAGAGUCCCCGCGGCUACAUGCCUUCGCGCGGCUUUCUAGAGGAAGACGAAGAGGAGGGCAUGUAGAUAUGCAUUCAGCCAGAGAACGUUGCAGGGCAUGCUUUGCUGUCUACCGUUCAUUGAUCCUUCUGUCCGGGAAAUUUAUCAGCAAAAGAAAAAGAGAGAAGACAAGAAUUAGCGUGGAAAGAACACGGUGUUUUGCGGAUACAACAGGUAGUAUCAGUAGCUUUGGUCGCUUUUCAUGCCUGAAUUCGUUUGCGUGUCAUACAUUGUCUUACUUCGUUCUAGAA
Molecule: messenger RNA, 1890 nt
Organism: Phytophthora infestans T30-4
Lineage: Eukaryota; Oomycota; Peronosporomycetes; Peronosporales; Peronosporaceae
Product: vacuolar-sorting receptor, putative
Exons: 2
Coding region: 26-1666 (546 amino acids)
Source: RefSeq, a predicted model, not a curated record